Rhincodon typus (whale shark) is the source of this 3268-nucleotide messenger RNA. It is a transcript of the gene rnf152, whose product is annotated as ring finger protein 152. Gene Ontology annotation, molecular function: ubiquitin protein ligase activity; metal ion binding. Bases 422 to 1057 code for a protein of 211 amino acids. The record is from RefSeq and is a predicted model, not a curated record. The transcript is spliced from 2 exons. NCBI's taxonomy places the organism in Eukaryota, Metazoa, Chordata, Chondrichthyes, Orectolobiformes, Rhincodontidae.
CUAGAGCGGCGGACCAGACGGGUUUGGACGGCAGGCUGCUGCACCAGCCAGGAGCAGACAGACAGCAAUUUCCACAGAGGUAUGGUGCAAAAAUUGCAGAGCAAUCGGGCGUGAGAGAAAACACAAGCAAAUAGAGAAGCAUUCACUCAUCAGAGAAUUUUCAAUCAGUGAAAAUACCCCCAAGCUUGCUAGUUGAAUCAGAGCUUGUUGAAGGGAAUGAAAGAAAUCAGCUGGGUGUUUGCCGGAAGUGACAGUGCAUUGCACAACGUGUUCCCUCCUGAAGAAGCACCUAAAGAUUAGAAAAAUCUUAAAACUAGACAAUCAGGACUUCUCAAAGGAGGGAAAUAACACGACAAGAGCCAAACUGUUCUUGGAAACCUAGAAAUCUCUUUAAAGAGGAGAGACUGUGGCCAGUGUGAAAAUGGAGACGGUUUCCCAAGAUUCACAAAUGGAAUGCCAAAUUUGUUUUAAUUACUACAGCCCACAUCGCCGCCCUAAGCAAUUGGACUGCAAGCACACUUGCUGCUCUGUCUGCCUUCAGCAGAUGAGGAGCAGUCAAAAGGAGCUGAUGUGCCCCUGGUGUCGCAGUGUCACCAAGCUGUCCUCCAGUCUGUCUGUAUCCCAGCUGCCUGAUGACCCAGAAAUCAUCACCAUCAUCAGCAUCCCACACACUUCAGAGCGGACCCCGGUGUUUAUCAGGCUCCCGACCAGUGGCUGCUACAUGGUCCCUCUGACUGUCACAAAGGAGAAUGCCCUGUUGCCAGGAGAAGGUGGUUGCCGACUGUUGCCGGGGAAUCAGCGGAAGACUGUAACUGCCGUGCUCAUCCCCGGGGAUCAGCAACAACAGCAGCAACAGAUGCCCCAACGGCACCAGAUGCCACAUGGACCCAGGGAAGACGAGGAAGAGGACGAAGGCCAGGAUGGUGUGAAAACGUCCACUUGCUCGGGUGUUUGCACUGUGCUCCUCGUGGCGUGUGUGCUCCUUUUCCUACUUGGCAUUGUCCUCCAUAACAUGUCGUGCAUUUCAAAGCGAUUCACCGCCAUCUCCUGUGGCUGAAACCUCCUGUCGAGCAGUGAAAGGCUUCAAUAUUUACCCACGUGCAGGACACUGACCAAUGGCUGAACUGAAGAACGCGCAGCAUUUAGUCUCAAAAAAAUCAUGGACUACAGACCGAUUCUGAGGAAGUUGAAUAAAAGCAUAAAGCCGCAAGAAUGAUUCAUUUGGGAAGUGAUUUGCACCUAAGGUGUAAUCUGAUCAUUCAGCCGCCAAGUGUACUUUGUUGUGGAUUUUUAUAGGGUUUUGCCUCUGAAGUUAGAAAGUGCACAAUUAAUAGAAAGUAAUUUCUUUUACAUGAUGAUGUAUUUCUAAACCGCUAUUAACUAUAGCCUUCCUUUUGAGGGGAAAUGCAAUAAAGUAUUCACAGUGUAACUUGAAUCCAUCAGCUGUUGAUUUUGGCAUAGACAUCAGUUUAUGCAGCAAAACCUGGACUAUCCUGUCAAAACUUGGACUUUAAAUCUUUGUAAUACAUUGAGUUGUAGCAAUCUCUUGCAGAGGUAAAGCUCACGUUUUGUCACCAGAAUCUGGGAUUGGAUUUAACACAAAUGCAAUCAACUGAAAACACAAUCAUUUUAUUUAAAUAAAUUAGUCAUUACUUUUCAUUUUCAAAUUUGUAAACAGAUUGUUGGAAUUGAGCUUAAUCUAGUUUAUAAUUUUUCUUUGGAUUUGUACAUACAAGUGUAACAUUUUUUUAAAGUCUUGUACUAAUCACAGUGAUAUAUAAUCAUAACGAAUUACACGAAUUAGACAAUUUUGGUCAGUUCUUUGAGAGUUUGCGAUAUUUUAGAUGUCUGCAAUGGUAGAUUGGGUUGUGGUUAUCCUUUUUAGCUAGUACAAAGCAGAACUGUAAUGAUGAAUUAUUUUAGUUCAUAAUUGAAUAUGUGAUUGUUCAUCUAUUUAGAAGACAUAUUUGUUAUGACCAAUUGGACAUCAUUUUAGAUAGAGAUGAAUUUCAAGUUGUGAAUUAACAUAGAAGCAAAGUCGAAUAUUUUAAUCUAUCGAACAUACUAUGUGUCGAAAGCUGAUAUAGGUUUUAUAUAUCUGGGGCUUUCAAGCUGUUUAGGGUUUUGUAUGAAUCAGUCAGACUUACUAAAAUUACUUGUCUCUGAAUGCAUAACAUUCUAAAGUAAGAAAAAAAGCAUUAAUUCAUUUGUCUUUAAAGAUGUACUUUAGUGCCCUGUGGUUCAGUGCUAGCUGUUGGAAAGGGCUGAAUAGUGUUGUUGAAAGUGAUUGCAGAUGGUGACAAGGAAUAUCACAAAAACAAAUGUUUGGUGAUGCAGUUAAUAUAGAAAGAGAAGAAUGAUCCCUUAUGACUUGAGAUGACAUGACACGAAAAUGAAAUGAGAUAUGGAUGGAGCUGGGUUGCAACAUUAAGGAUGCCUUGUCAUGCUGUAUUCAGAUUGUGGUUACAGUUUGUUUGUGCACUCUGUUUUAAUUUAGAUCUUGCCAUUUUUCUUGACGAGAAGUUAACAUUCUUAUUGAUCCAAAAUGUUAUCGUUCUCUCCCUACAGUUUUGUAAAUAGAAAUUUGGGACAGGUUUGUGGUGUAAAAUACAGAAGUUUCUCUCAAAAUUAUUUUACCAAUUGGAUCUAUUGAACCAUUGUUCAUUUAAUAUUUUCCUUGUUACUGUGCUGCACAGUCGUAAUACCCUACUGGGUAACUAUACAUCGGGAUUUAAUUAGGUCUGUGCUAGUUCAGUGGAUGCGAAUGGUAGCAAAUCAGCUUUCUUACAAGGUAAACAAAAGUGGUUGAUAGACCGGUAUUAUGCCUCAGCUAAUAUUCCACAAUCACUGCUGCCUGCACAUGUUAUGAAAUGGUUUUAACCUUUUUCACAGGGUUAUUUGUUUUGCAAAUAUGUCAUUGUGAUUAAGCACACUGAGGUGUAUGAAUUGCCAAUGUGUGCACAUACCUGUGGUAACCUGCCAAAAGUUGAAUUUUUUUUAUAAGAGGUGAAACUUGUUGCUGACAGCUGUAUUGUCUUUGUGCUCUUGUAGAAGAACAGACAUGCGUGGAGUUGCAAUAGGGCAUUUAUUUUCCCCUUUCUGACCCAUUUUUUGUGAAGCAGUGUUCCAAACCUGCCUCUUAUUUGUAGAAUGUUCAUUUUUGUUUAACGAUUGUAAGGAGUGCAUUGAUCAUUAAUAGACCACUGUACUGUGACUCUGUUGUCUUAACAACAUUACUCGAGAGUUUAUAAUAAACUUCUUCAAUUGA